Molecule: messenger RNA, 2896 nt
Organism: Lytechinus pictus (painted urchin)
Lineage: Eukaryota; Metazoa; Echinodermata; Echinoidea; Temnopleuroida; Toxopneustidae
Exons: 6
Coding region: 491-2158 (555 amino acids)
Source: RefSeq, a predicted model, not a curated record
ACCACCCGAACGCUCUAGCUAGCAACGGAUUAUGACCGACCCCUAACCCCCAUUGAUUAGCUUAUCCUUUUAUUGUUGUUUCCAGUAGAGGACUUCUACUCUUUAUAGGCCAUGCGAGUAUUUACUAUAGAGAUUUCAGAGUCUUUAUCCAUGUCGAAAGCAAAGCCGUACAACACAGAAAGCCAGUGAAGGCUAUUAUAUUUUGGAGUAGUCUAGGAAGGAUUAAAAUAGUUUUUUUCAGAGGCCUGUUGCUUUCAUAAUAUUUACAAGAAGUAUAUAGCACUGGAUGAGAGUAGUCUGUAUUGAAAUAUAAAACAGGAUAUAUUUUAACAUAUCAGGUCUUAAGAUUGUCAAGAUUUUUUUUGUAAGGACUUUGCCACAGAAUGGACAUGGACGUAUAAACUGCAGGUGAUCGGGAUCAUUAUCUCCGACUGUAAAAAUCUACAUUAUCUAGAUCACCAAUUGUAGAAGAAAAUUGCUUACUAACAGGAUGAAGAGUGUGCCUUUGACAUCCCGCGGGCCUGUAGAUGAUGACAACUUCCCAUGGGUGGAAUCACAGACUCGAAAUUACCAGAGCAAAGGCGAAAUCGGCAUGAGAGGUUUGAGACAUCAAGCCCCUCAUUCUUCGCCUCAUCGGAGAAGUCGAACCACAGGCAGCGUAGCAUCCUCUAACGUAUACGGCGACCGAGAAACUGUUGUUCUACCGAAGAUUGCCACUGGACGAAGUGCCAGGAGCGCCAAGAAGCUGUGGAAGGAUUACGAGAAUAUUAAGAUCAAAACUGUUAUACAAAAUGAGCUGGAGACACCGCGGAUACCGCCACUUUACGUGCCAAAGAACCCCAAACCUUUGUACAAACGACCAGUGGACGAAUGGAAACCUUUCGACAUACUGCACUUCCGAGAGUUUGCGGAGACGGGAGAGAUUGAACCUGAAGACGUCACAAAUUGCAACGAGUUCUAUUCUCAGAUCACAUUUUUGAGGAAUGCUGUGAGGAACGUCGAUGGGACAACAAGUUACCAGAAUCUUUGUAAAAAGCCUCGUAGCUGGAGCGAGCCCUCUGUCGUUGAUGACCAAUCAGGGUUAAUCGCAGGUAACCGCCUCCACUGGCAAUCUGCAGCCUCAUCUCUUCCACAUCCACGGAUGUUGCUACCACUCAAACCAGGACCUACCACUAAGUGGUACGCAUGGCGGGUUUCUGCACCUAAGGAGAAGCAAAAGUCAAAACGAAAUCAUCAAAUAGAUCACCACGUAGCUUUCUCAGAGGCUUUCAGUCCACGUGUUGCUCCUCAUCCUACACCUGCGUUCAAACCUCCGAAUGGCACACCGAGGUUACAGAACUCCAGAAAUCAACAAGUGCCUGGUGGAAUACCGUCAGAUCCCCAAAAGACUAGUACAACGAAAGAAGACAAGGUCGUAAAUGAAGGGAGUAGCAAAACUGUAGAACCUGCUGGAAUUACAUUCAUCACCGAAUCAAAAGAGGAGAACGUUGAUUCAGUCGGGCAAAGAGGAGACGGUGUCGUAGCGUCUCAGGAUACACCAAAGGACAAUACCGGAAAAGGGCAGGAGAGCAAGAAGGUAGAUGAACAGAAUGUGGUUCAGAAUGAAAAAUCAGUAGAUGUCAUCAAGGAGAGUGGGGAUGGGCCUAAGCAACAAGAAGACACUGAUGUGGAAACGAAGGAAGCGGAUGUGGACAACGGGGAUGUGAAAGCUUCUCAAGAGGAGGAACAGAGUGUAAGUGGUGAGAACAACGGUAAGCAAAGUCCAACUAACGAGGCUGAGAUUGCAGAGGAGGAGACAACUCAGGAUCAGGAGUUGAACGAGGGUGAUCCUGAAACAUCUCAAGACCCUGGAACAGAUAUUGGUGGGGCUGGUGACGAAGGACAAGUGGCGGAUAUCCCCGACGAAGUCGAUCCUGGUUCAGAGAAUGUCCUCCAGGAAGAUGGCGCACCUGACCUGAAGGAUGAUAUGGACGCUUCACAUGUGGAAGAAGGACAAGAAGCAAAUGAUCAACCUAAUGAGACAGAGGAAGUUCCAGAGGAUGCGGAAGGGGCACAAGCUGUUGACGACCCUGGAACAACUGCAGAUGAUCAAGACGGAGAGACUGGUGAAAGGCCUGAACAAUCUUCCGAAGACGAACAAAGUCCUGAAGAAACUUGAAGAGAGAAUUUUGAACAUCAUUUAUGAAAAUAAAGAUAGCAGGGAACAGCACUAAGAACUCAAGUUCUGGUAUCAAGCCAACCUUGAAUUGAUUAUCAAUCUAUUUAGAGCUGUUGUGUCUGGUAGUAUCAGAGCAAAUAUGUGUGAUUUAUAUUUCCAUGGAAAGAAAAAAGUAUCUAUUAUUUUAUAUUUGUGGUUUUUCAUAUAUUUGUGCAAUAUUUCAAGCUAUUCAAUGCUCUAAGAUUGUAUUUUAUAUCGUUUUAGAGAGGAUUUUUUGUUUUUACAUUUUCAAAUAUUAUUGAAAGAGACUGGACGUCAUUAUCAGUUCUUUAAUUUCAAUCUCCAUUUCUUUCGGUAACUGGAAUUUAUAUGCCAAACAAAUCGAUGAUAGAAGCGGAAUGUCGAACAAAACAGGGAAGAGUUGGACAAAAUCAACUAUUCCAGAAUGUGUUAAUUAGUCAGGGGAAUGCAACAAUUACACCAGCAAUAUCAACUGCAGUACGACCAAAUAUAUUACGUUUAUUACCAAUGAUAUACCAUGCAUCGGUCGGUUUGGAGUCGGUUUCGUUCAUGUGACUGUAACAACGGAGUUGAAGUACUGAGCCAGUGGAAACAAGAUUUUGGAAGAAUAGAGGGGGUAGUUUGAAAGUGAUAUCAUGCAAAUAUAAAAUUGGUCUGUAUACAUUUUGUGAAGAGAUUUAUUUUAAUAAAUGCGCUUGAAUGACGUACCCUCACGUA